Molecule: messenger RNA, 561 nt
Organism: Trichobilharzia regenti
Lineage: Eukaryota; Metazoa; Platyhelminthes; Trematoda; Strigeidida; Schistosomatidae
Source: the annotation of a GenBank genome assembly
AUGGACAGUGAAUCAAGAGACGAGGAUUCCAGUGGAAAUAGUGAAGCCGAAGUCGAAACAUCGGUGGAUGAAGUGACUGACAAAGUGAAGGGCUGUGUCAAUGUCGACUGGCCAGAGUCCGAUUCUAAUGGCGAUGUCACAGAUGAUGAAUUUCUGUUGGUUCUCGACAAGAUGGAUAUGCCCAGAUUCGAUACUACUUCUCCGCGUGGUGAUAAGAAAUCAUGGGAGACGUUUGCUGAGACAGCUGCUGCUUAUGUGUACAAGUCUGUCGGUGAGAGAGUAUCACAACCGCUACGCGUAUGGCUAAGCAAUUCGGCGAGUUCUGCGAUCCUCCACGGACUCCUUGGAGAGUUGACCACGUCGACAGAAGCAGGUCAAGGUGAAGACUCACGCUCUCCUGAAGAAGCAACAACUGAAAAUAUGUCAAUUGCGGACUCAUGCUUAGAUAAUCGUCAGGAUGGUCAUUGGUGUUAUGGCAGAUGGACGGUGGACAAUGUGGCAAGAGAAUCGCUACAUACCGACCGGAUUCAUGAAGGACAACUAUGCGUCGAGAAUACUUGA